Messenger RNA from Astyanax mexicanus (Mexican tetra), 1046 nucleotides. RefSeq lists its product as uncharacterized. Gene Ontology annotation, biological process: proteolysis. NCBI's taxonomy places the organism in Eukaryota, Metazoa, Chordata, Actinopteri, Characiformes, Acestrorhamphidae. The record is from RefSeq and is a predicted model, not a curated record. Bases 351 to 1016 code for a protein of 221 amino acids. The transcript has 9 exons. Gene Ontology annotation, molecular function: cysteine-type peptidase activity.
UCUAUACAGCCAACAUCCUGCAGAUGGGAGUUUUACUUACACAAAAGGGUUCUGAGGGCAGAAAGAAAACUGAUUGGUUCAGAGAAACAACCAAUCAAUUUAAAGAAGAGGCGGGGGAAAAGGCAGGAUCUGCUAAAUGAAAAAAAAGACCGCAGAUGGGAGUUUUACUUACACAAAAGGGUUCUGAGGGCAGAAAGAAAACUGAUUGGUUCAGAGAAACAACCAAUCAAUUUAAAGAAGAGGCGGGGGAAAAGGCAGGAUCUGCUAAAUGAAAAAAAAGACCGGGCAGUUGGAUCCAGCCAUCUUUGAGGAGUGAAAAAUCACAGUUUUUGAAGGGAAUUAUUGAGAAAAUGAAUGUGUUACAAGAUUUGAGGUCAGGAGGACUUUAUAUACAGGAUGCAAGACUUGGAAGUGUUGGGCCUUAUCCACUUUACAUGGAAAGUUUUGAAACCCUUGUGGAGUGCAACAAAGUAUCUGACGAGAUCAUGGAUGCCUUGUUCCAUCUGUUCAGCAUGAAGCGACCAGGUAUACUAGCAAUCAAUGCUCAUACUCUGUCUCAUAUUCUUGAUGGGGGAGCAAGGGCAAGGAGCCAUUAUUUUAUCAAGAGGAACAUCUUUAAAAACACAAGGGAGGUUAUUGGUCCUUACUUGGAACACGGGAAUCACUGGACUUUUUUUCACUGCAGUUUUGUAGAUCGUACUAUAACAUAUCUCAAUUCGCUUGGGGAACAGGAUCAGCAAUAUGAUAAAAUUAAAAACAACUGGAGCACAUUUGCUGCAGCAAAAGGCUACCACGGACCAUGGAAAAGGACAACAAGGAACCAUUCUCUUCAGAGUGAUUCUAUUUCCUGUGGAGUUUUCACAGCUGUGUUUGCUGAGACAUUUCUGGAAGGGGAAGAGGGGUAUCUUACAUGCCCACCAGUACAUGAAGAAAGACAACGAUUGGGUCUGCUUCUUUUCAAGUCACUUGGCAAGUAUAAUAUAUAUUCACAUAUUAACAGUGUAUGCCCCAGUUGAUUCACUCCAAAGGCAAACUGUGCAAUGCUC